AAAUUUUGACAUAACAUGUUGUAAAAUUCAAGAUCAUGCAUAUUAGUAGACCAAUAAUCAAUAGCAUGAUAUAGCUCAUAAUAAAGGCGCGGUACACUUUUUUUACAAGUACGACCUGUCUUAAUGAGUUAGUUAAAAUUAUUCUGUGUCUAGAAGAAUUAAUAUGAAGUAGCAUACAUUUUUUUUAUCAUAUCUCACGAGAAAAAACAACAAUAACAAACAUAUGAACAUUUCUAUUUUUAUCAAAUUCGCAAAUCUCAUAGAUUUUUAUAAUUUCAUCCAUCGUUGGAUCACUAGAUGUAGGUAUAACCUCCUAGGUUUUACUAAUUUGUAAAAAGUGUAAUCUCGAAACAACUUUGGUCUUGUCCCUUCAAAGACAUUCGAUGAAAUUGGAAUCAAUUUAAAUCUCUGAUAUUAAAUUAGGAUAUUUAAUUGGUCAUAUCGAACUAUAUAUCACUAAAUCGAUCCAUUAUUAUAAGUUAUAAAAAUAUAUUUUACUAGAGUCAUAACAUAUCAUUCACCUAAAACCCCUUAUAUCAUAUUGAACAUGAAUGGUGAGAUCGAUUGUCUCAGGAAUCAUAAUAUUUGAUGCGAUAUAUUUUAUCCAAAGUAUAAAACUCAAAUAUGUUUAAGUUAAGAUAGGAUUGGAUUGUGUUUGUAAUGUAAGUGAUGAUAAUGUGAAUAAAUCUAUUGCCCUAUAUUUUCCUAAUUGUGAUGAUUAAAACUAAUACUUGAGUAAUAACUAAUAAGUAAUAUCAAAUGCAAAUAAUUAUAAAAUAAAUAUCAAAUGCAAAUAAACAGAGAAGGGUAAAUUUGGUAAAAUAGAACGGUAAAAAGGAAGAGAGUGAGAAGGGAAAAAUAAAAGGGGCAGUGGAAACUGAAAAUCACUGCAACUGCUCCCUUUUUUCUUUUCCUUCGUCACCGUCUCCUUCUCCCUCAGCUCUUCACUCUGUGCCUGACCUCUCAAAUCCGCUCCACCUUUCCUUCUUCAUCUCCCGCUUCAUUAUUUCAUCAGAACCUCUGGUUCCCUGCUACCCGUGGCUGCUUUGACCGUCUCUUCUCACUCAGUAAGUUCCAAAUCUCCGAAUUCAUGCACUUCCUCCACGCUCUCUCUCAAUCUCGCUAUCUUUCUAUGGCUCACGGCAGUUCUGCGCUCCAUGAAGAACCCUAGAUGAAAGCUUUGGCAUCUUUCUGAUUCGGUGCUUAUUUUUCUGGUUUUUGUUUGAAAUAAUGAAAUCUGAAUUUAAAGACUAGAAGUCUAAAGCUAGGUUUUUUCGUCCAUCCCGUGUUCAUGGUCUUCCAGUGCCGUUCUAUGAAAUAUUUGUAUUGAUUUAGGAUUUCUUUAUAAUUGAAAUCUUUUGCUUCCGGGGUGGAAGUUUAACGGUUUGUGUUCCUCCUUGCAGCGACAUUCUGUGGGAAAGUUGGGCAGCCUUGAUCUGGUAUGCACUUUCUCUCCCACCUUCUGGUUAAGCCUUCCCUGCCGAAUCUUCAGUAGUUGGGAAAGAGUAGUCAAACCCGGAGGUUUUGGGGGGUUCUGAUUUCUGGGUCUGGUGUCUGGUUCAAAUCUUACUUUUGUUUCGCCUCUUAUAGUUAAGUGGGCAUGGUGAAGAAAGAGGAUGGCCCAGGUAAUUCUUUGCCACCGUGCCAAAUUCCACCUACUGGUGGGCGCAAAGUGUUCUGGCGCUCAGCAUCCUGGUCCUCUUCCAGGACAGGGCUCCAAAAUCCAGGAGGUGAUCAGAAAGACUGUGUCAUGGAUCCUAAUGGUAAUAAUGUUGGUGGCUGUGAAGGUGGGCAAACCCGGAGGUAUCCUGCCCCCUUGACUCCAAGGUCUCAACAUAAUAGUAAAGCACGGUCCUGCUUGCCUCCUUUGCAGCCGUUGUCCAUUGCCCGAAGGAGUUUGGAUGAGUGGCCUAAAGCUGGUUCUGAUGAUCUGGGCGAGUGGCCAAUGCCGUCAACUCCCAGUGGCAACAAGACGGGUGAUAGAUUGAAACUUGAUCUGUCAUCAAUUGAAAAAAGCCAGGAUAGAACUUGUGGGUCAGUGAAGAGGGAUAGGAUUGCUGUGUUUGAUAAAGAAUGCUCGAAAGUAGCAGCACAUGUGUACCUCGGCGGAGAUGCUGUGGCUAGAGAUAGGGAGAUUUUGAAACAGAAUGGGAUUACCCAUGUCCUGAAUUGCGUUGGGUUUGUUUGUCCUGAGUACUUCAAGGCUGACUUUGCUUACAAGACAUUGUGGUUGCAGGAUAGUCCUUCAGAGGACAUAACAAGCAUUCUAUAUGAUGUAUUUGAUUAUUUUGAGGAUGUCAGGGAACAUGGUGGGAGGGUUUUUGUGCACUGUUGCCAAGGUGUUUCACGGUCCACAUCAUUGGUAAUAGCAUAUCUUAUGUGGAGAGAGGGUCAGAGUUUUGAUGAUGCAUUUCAAUAUGUCAAGGCAGCAAGAGGAAUUGCCGAUCCAAAUAUGGGUUUUGCCUGUCAGUUACUACAGUGUCAAAAGAGGGUUCAUGCUUUUCCUCUGAGUCCAAGUUCGUUGUUGAGGAUGUAUAGAAUGGCUCCGCAUUCGCCUUAUGAUCCUCUCCAUCUGGUCCCAAAAAUGCUGAAUGAUCCUGUACCAUCUGCUCUUGAUUCUAGAGGUGCCUUCAUACUUCAUAUACCCUCUACAAUAUAUCUUUGGGUUGGUAAGAAUUGUGAAGCCAUAAUGGAAAGGGAUGCAAGAGGAGCUGUUUGCCAGAUUGUUCGUUAUGAGAGGGCUCAGGGUCCAACAAUAGUAAUCAAAGAAGGAGAAGAGCCAGCAUACUUUUGGGAUGCAUUUUCAAAUUAUUUACCUCUCAUGGAUAGAUCUCGCAAUGGAGUAGACGCAGAAUCAUCUAAGAUUUCCGCUGGGGACAGGCGGGUUGAUGCUUAUAAUGUUGACUAUGAGAUGUUCCAGAAGGCUACUAAAGGUGGUUUUGUACCCCCUGUUUCAUUAUCUGGAAAGGAACAUGAAACCCGGCUUCCUGCCAGAGAAAGUAACUGGAGUAUGCUCAGGAGAAAGUUUGCCCCUGUUGAUACGAAAGAGUUUGUUUCUGCCCCCAGGACAUUUCUCUCUCGUGUAUAUUCAGACACUAUGAUGAUUGUCCAUUCAUCAUCACCUUCAUCAUCUUCGUCAGCAUCAUCUUCAUCUUCUUCACCUCCUUACCCCUCUCCAGAUUCCACCACUUCUUCUGAUUCUAGCACAAGCUCAAACUUCUCGGAGUCCUCUCCCGAUUCUCCUUCACUAGCUUCUUGUUCUCUUCCUGUGUCUUCAACUUUGUCUAACUUUUGUGACUUGACUGUUGCGCCAUCAACCCAACCGUCUCUUAAGAGCCAUGGGUCUGAUGAACAUGGUGUGAUUGUUCCAUCUCAAAUGAGUUCUCAGGUUGCGUCUUCGCCAUCCAGGAAGUCAUCACCUUCACUUGCAGAGCGGAGAGGUGGCUUGUCAAAAUCCUUGAAGUUGCCAAUGACGUCUGAUAAGGCGGCCAGUGUGCCAGCUGGUUCUCGUUCAAGCAAAGAUGGUGCUAGGUUAGAUAACAACGGCUUCUCUUGGUGUGUUUCAGAUAGUGUGGAGAUUGUUUUAGAGUCUAAAGACAAAGAUAAAGGAGUUCAGGUUUCAACUCAGCAGUCUAAUCUGAGUGCAAACAGUAUAGUUGAUGCUAACUUGUGUCACAAGGAAGCCAGCCUCUUAAAAAAUUGUGAUAAACCUGGUCACAAGCAUUCUCACAGUGAAGGAAUUGAUAGUUCCAGGGAUGAAAUAGUGUCAGCAGAGUGUGGCCAUGUACAACCUCUUGCAUACCGCUGGCCCAGUUUAGAGAGGAUUUCACCAUUUAGUAGGGAUAGUUUGGAUUGUAAUGCAGCGUUUGGAGUAUUGAUGCCACCUAAAUUGGAUAGGGAUGUAAGGAGGAUUCUGUACUUUUGGAUAGGCAAGUCCUUUUCUUGUGGUAAGAGCUUGAUUCAGUUAGAAUGCAGCCAAGAUUAUGUGGAUGUACGGGAUAUUGACUGGGAUCUGGUUGGUUGUCAUUUUUUAACUCAUGUCGGACUUCAAUUGGACGCUCCCAUCAAGGUGCAAGUCGUGAAGGAAGGAGAGGAACCAGCUGGUUUUCUUGCGUUGCUGGGUAGUGACUUGUAGCACACCCUGGAGGUGAUAAGUAACCAAUUUAGCAUAACUAGUGAUUUGAUUAUCUUCCGCGGGCUGUAAUUUUUUUGAGGGACAAGAUAUCUGGAACUAGUAUGAACUCCUGCAGCUAAAACCAUGAGGUAACAAAGCAUCAUUUCCCCCCUAUAGUCUUGUGUCAAUUCUCCUUCACACAACUAUCUCUGGUUCUAUACCUACUAUUGAUCAUUUAUUUUCAGCGGGUUUUGCUGUCAGUUUCUUUAAGCAUUAUAAAAAUCUUUUUAUGUAUUCUUUUCCUCAACUUUUCUGCUGAUAGAGAGAAUGAAAGAAGACUUAUGUUUCUUGCCAGUAGUCUUUCGUGGAUGUUUGGCCUAGCUGUGCUGAACUUCGGUUGAUACUUCUGUAGGUGGGCUAAGCAGCAGCGACAACAAGUUGAUAUCUUUUCUUGUUUUGGCUAAUCGCAUUGUGCCGCCCUGGUUGCAUGUGUACAUUGGUAUAGCUGCGGGAGCGUGUGUGCGUCAUCCCCUUCCAUAACUGCUUCUGGAAUUUGCCCUCUCCUUACAAGACACCAGACAUGUUUCUUUGCCCAUGUAUAUUCAUUCCCUUGUUACAGAAGUGUUAUAUUAGACGCUUUUCUGAGUAGAAACAUAAAUAGAACCGAAAACCCAUAUUCAAUUUCAUUGAAAACUUUCCUGCUCUGUUGCUGCUGCUUGAUCAAAUAAACUUUGAAGCUCCUAAACUUUAGCAUCCUUUGUAUUCGGAGUUUCCUGAACUUGUAUAUUGUCAAUCUGCAGCCUUCUUUGUAUGGGUUCCCAAUUGACCUGAAAUUGGCAGACUUGUGCCGAGGUCAGCUAUGUUGCGUCUCUCUAACGAAUGAGAGGAUAAUCCAAUGUGUUGAGACGCUUCAACAUUAUAGCUGAAUUAGAUAGAGCCAAGUGAGAAGUAUUUGGAUACAACUGGUGUUGUUGAAAACAUCUCUAUAAUCGACACAGUUUCUGAGUUAUGACUAUUGUUACUUUGUGAAGAAAGUGGUGGCGUUGGUAGCAGCGACGACUUUCAUCACAGUUUCAGUUUGUACCAAGAGCCAAUCAAUCUAAUAUGGUCUAAAUGUUCAACUACUGUCAAGGUUGGUUGGUGGUCUUAUAUUUAUGUGUUGUUUUCUCUUGUACCAGUAGAUUGUGGCUACUUGUUUAUUUUACCAGUAGAUUGUGGCUACUCCACCAAUGGAGCCAUUGUACUAAAGGUACAAAUUUUUCACAGUUUGUUAGCGUGCUGCCUCACUCCAUCAUUUGGAGCAUAUGGCUAGAGCGAAAUUCAAGAACCUUUAGAGAUAUCAGCUGCACAUGGGAUCGGGUCGUACACAAAGUAGUUAACAACUGCAUAAAUUGGAAUGUGGCCAAAGGUGAUAUGAAUAUGCAGGAGGCACUACUACUAACUAGGUUGUUUAGCUAUGUAAUCCCAUCUUCUUCCAACAUAACCUGAGAACUCUCAUUCGUCAAUUAUUGUAAUAGUCUCUCAGAUUAUACCUAGUUGUACCUCACGUGAGAUGAGCUCUUAAUUUUUAAGAGCAACCAACAGUUCAUUAAUACAAAUACAAAAUCAUU
Linum trigynum is the source of this 5724-nucleotide messenger RNA. NCBI's taxonomy places the organism in Eukaryota, Viridiplantae, Streptophyta, Magnoliopsida, Malpighiales, Linaceae. The record is from the annotation of a GenBank genome assembly.